AUGUCCCAUCCAGUUCUUUUCAACGGCUCCCUUGGUCUAGGCCUCUUCACUGCCGGUCUUGGUUUCAACGCAUCUUUCCGACCCAAUGCCCACUUAAAGGCCCUCGAGUUCCCGAUCCCCAAAGAUCCAGAGGCCAAAAAGUUCAGUCGUGCCCUGAUGCGUAUCUGGGGUAUCCGAAAUAUCUCAGUUGGUCUCUUGAUCGCACUCAUAUGGACCACCGGUGACGAGAACCUGAUGGCAAAGGCUUUGUGUGUCUCCAUUGCUUUGCCAGUGACGGAUGGGUUUGUGAGCAAGAUUAUUAUCGGGGGUGGUGAGACUCAGCAUUGGGUAUUUCCCCCUCUGUUGGCUGUUUUUAGUGCUGGGCUAUUUGUCCAGGGCCGACUCAAGUUGCUUAUUCAAGUUACGAUGACAACAAAGCUGGGGUUUAUCCCCAUCAAGACCACACUCACAAAGCUUCCAUACCCACGAUUGGAGGACCGUAAAGUGAUAAGAACAAAACGUCUGAUCCUCAAACCAUUCUACGAAGAUGCGGCAAAAGAUCUCUUUCCUAUGCGUUCCCAGCAAGAGGUCAUGAUGUGGACGGCGCAAGGCGCUCCUGACAAGGACAUUGAGCAAACCAGAAGUUGGGCUUCAGUAAGACUACCACCACACCAUGAAACAGACUUCAGUUAUGUGGUCAGUCUUGUCGAAACUGGCCAAGUUAUCGGCGCCGGUGGUACUUAUCGACGGGCAUGUGAGCUUGGAUGGCCAGCUAUCGGAUACGCAUUUCGCAAGGAGGCUUGGGGUAAGGGUUACGCUACCGAGUUUCUAUCUGCGUUUAUGGAGGUUUGGUGGGAGUUGCCACGAAUUGAGGCUUCGAUUGAGGUUGAUCGUACAACCCUCAGCGAGGAAGAGAUCAAGGCCAGCCCUGAUCGUGCUAUUGUUGAACGAUGUGCCGCGGAGACUAUCAAAGAGAACAUUGGUAGCAAUUGUGUUUUGGCCAAGGCUGGUUUUGAGAAGGUCAAGGAAUGGAGGAAUGAAGAGAGGAAUUGGUCUAUAUAUGGAUGGACAGUCACCGCUUCCAAAGUACCUAUUCAUUAG
Messenger RNA from Fusarium poae, 1080 nucleotides. RefSeq lists its product as uncharacterized. Lineage: Eukaryota; Fungi; Ascomycota; Sordariomycetes; Hypocreales; Nectriaceae. Bases 1 to 1080 code for a protein of 359 amino acids. Gene Ontology annotation, molecular function: acyltransferase activity, transferring groups other than amino-acyl groups. The record is from RefSeq and is a predicted model, not a curated record. The transcript is spliced from 2 exons.